Strongylus vulgaris is the source of this 363-nucleotide messenger RNA. The record is from the annotation of a GenBank genome assembly. NCBI's taxonomy places the organism in Eukaryota, Metazoa, Nematoda, Chromadorea, Rhabditida, Strongylidae.
AUGAAGACAUUCGCGGCUCCGAGACCGGACCACGUUUCGGCCGACCUCUCACGAGCUGGAGGACAUCGCCUACACGAGAUACUAGUGGAACAUCUAACGUCUUACCUUCAAAGGGAAAGGAUCCCCUACCAGUGGAAAAUCUCCCGAACAAUCCUUUUUUAUAAGAAGGGCGAUAGGGAGGGUCGUCGGAACUACCGUCCAAUAUGCCUGCUAAGCAUGCUUUACGUCAAGGGCACUGGCCCAACCUCUGUCGAACAAGUGGAUCCGAUAGGGAUUCAGCUGCGUGGAUCACAUCCAAACGGUUUCGAGGAUUACCGAAGUGUGCUGAGAGAACCGCCUUUCUCUCAUCCUCACCUUCGUUGA